This is a messenger RNA of Vitis vinifera (wine grape), 919 nucleotides long. RefSeq lists its product as uncharacterized. The transcript has 2 exons. Bases 75 to 722 code for a protein of 215 amino acids. Gene Ontology annotation, biological process: regulation of transcription by RNA polymerase II. Gene Ontology annotation, molecular function: protein heterodimerization activity; RNA polymerase II cis-regulatory region sequence-specific DNA binding; DNA-binding transcription activator activity, RNA polymerase II-specific. Gene Ontology annotation, cellular component: CCAAT-binding factor complex. NCBI's taxonomy places the organism in Eukaryota, Viridiplantae, Streptophyta, Magnoliopsida, Vitales, Vitaceae. The record is from RefSeq and is a predicted model, not a curated record.
AGUAGCUUCCAAAGGCAGUAGAGGAGUCAGUUUUAGAGCGAGAAAGUGAGGCGUGGUUUUCAGAGAAAGAAACAAUGGAGACUGAUGGUGAUCAGUUUCAUGUCUACCGCAGAAAGUUCCCACCAAACUCAUCCAACUCUGCUCUCACUUUGGGUUCCCGCUCCUCCAACCCCAUCAACACCAUGGCCGGCGAGGGCCAACAGCAGGGUCGGCGAGAGCAGGAGCAUUAUAUGCCCAUGGCACAUUUGACACGCGUCAUGCGUCGUGUCCUCCCUGCCCAUGCUCAGAUCUCCGACCAGGCAAAGGAAAGCAUCCAGGAAUGCGUUUGCGAGUUCAUUAGCUUCAUAACUAGUGAGGCUAAUGACAGGAGCCACCAUGAGCUGCGGAAAACCAUCACCGGUGAGGACAUCAUAGCUGCCAUGGGGAAGCUUGGGUUUGACGACUACAUUGAGCCCCUCACUCUGUACCUACAUCGCUACCGCCAGGCAGAGAAUGAGCGUGACGGCCGUCUGCCUCUUGGGGGUGCCAUGGACUAUGGUUCCCUUGGUGCCACACUGAGUUAUGGGCCACCACUCCCGCCGCCGCCGCCCCAGACUUUGAACAUGGGGAACCAAGAGGGGUUGCAAGAUGCUGCUGCUAUAGUUACUCAUAACUACUUCGAGGAAGAGGCGGGUGGUGCCGGCGGUAGCACCUCUUCUAGGUACCCUCGCGAAGACAAGUAAUGUUGGGUUUGAUUGUUCCAAGUGUGUGGCUUUUCAGGCUUUGAGAGACGAAAAAUGAAGGAGGGUUUUUUUUUUUCUUUUUCUUUUUCUUUUUUCUGGGUUGGGCUCUGUACUUCUUCUUCAUCUCAGUUUGUUUCUCAUUUGCAUUUCAUAAUAAUGACUGGUUUCAGAUAAGCAUGAAGACUUCUAUUCUCUAA